CCUUAAAUUUCUGCAUGCGAGAGGGUAACAUUAUUUUCAUGUAAAAUUGAUGAUCAAAAUGAUCUUGAUGUGUAUUGGUUUGUGUGGUUCAGGAGUUUAGAAAUGCCUCCUAGAAGGUCAGUUAGAGUGGGUCGAGGUCGAGGUCGAGGUCGAGGCCAAGGCCAAAGCCGAGAUGAUGGAGGGAUCAAUGAACCACCUCAAGCACCACAGGGAUGGGAAGAGCGCAUUGCCGCACUGGAAGGAAUCAUUCAUAGGCAGGAUGAAGAACUUCGUCAGCUGAGACGUCAACCGGAGCCGCCAGUCCAAAUAAGGCAAGAUGCAGAAAAUAGAGACUCACCAGCUGCAGUGGUAUAUCCUGCUACAGAGGCUAGACAUGAGUUGUUAGCAGAGAGAUUUCGAAAACAACACCCACCUGAGUUUGAGGGAGGCAUAGACCCGGUAGUGGCUGAGGAGUGGAUAAGUCGCAUAGAAAGCAUUUUGCAGAUGCUAAGGGUGGAUGGGAAUGACCGAGUGAAGUGUGCAUCUUACAUGCUGAGGAAAGAUGCUCGUAUCUGGUGGGAGGUGGUGGAACAAACAAAGGAUGUAGAUACCAUGAACUGGGACGAUUUCAAAAGGGUCUUUAAUGAGAAGUAUUAUAACUCAGCAGUUCUAGCAGCAAAGGUCGAUGAAUUUACUGGGUUAGUCCAAGGGAGUCUUACUGUGACUGAGUAUGCACAAAAAUUUGAUAGAUUGGCGAAAUUUGCUCCAGAUCUGGUGCCUACUGAUAGAGUGCGAGCACAUCGAUUUGUGGAAGGCCUGAAACCAAUGGUUGCUCGAGAUGUGGAAAUUGUGUCAAGGGGUCAAUUCAGUUAUGCUCAAGUUGUCGAAAUGGCUCUUACGGCUGAGCGGAGUGAAAACAAAAUUUGGAAGGAAAAUGCUGCCAGGAGAGAAUCGAAGAAAGGUGGAGCCAAUUCUAAUGACCACAAGAAACGAGGACAGGACCAGUCCGGGCAGCCAAGUCAAGACAAGAGGUACAAAAGUGAUAACGACCAAUGA
Messenger RNA from Cannabis sativa, 1035 nucleotides. RefSeq lists its product as uncharacterized. The record is from RefSeq and is a predicted model, not a curated record. Lineage: Eukaryota; Viridiplantae; Streptophyta; Magnoliopsida; Rosales; Cannabaceae. Bases 103 to 1035 code for a protein of 310 amino acids. The transcript has a single exon.